UGCAGAAUAGUGUAUGUUGUUUUGCCCUCAGUAAAGAUGGUGGGUGACUUCCGGGCGAUAUUGUGUCUGGAGUAAGUUUGUACCUCCCACUGCCUGUCAUGGCGUCUUCCCUGAGCGGAAUGUUCUCCGGUCAGCCGCCCGGUCCUCCUCCUCCUAUGCAGCCGGGGGGCGCCUCCGGGCUCCUGUCCACUCCGCCUGGGGCGAAGAACCCCGGGAACAGCACGCUGGUGGACGAGCUGGAGUCCUCAUUCGAGGCCUGCUUUGCUUCUCUUGUGAGCCAGGACUAUGUGAAUGGGACUGAUCAGGAGGAGAUUCGUACUGGUGUUGAUCAAUGCAUUCAGAAGUUCCUGGAUGUCGCCAGGCAAACAGAAUGUUUUUUCCUGCAAAAGAGAUUACAGCUUUCUGUACAAAAGCCAGAACAAGUUAUUAAAGAGGAUGUGACAGAACUGAGAAGUGAGCUACAGAGAAAGGAAGGACUCAUCCAGAAGCACCUAACUAAACUCCGCACCUGGCAGCAGGUUCUUGAAGACAUUAAUGGGGGCCAAAAGAAGACAAAUGAGAUGACCCAGGGGCCCCUUGCUUACCUGGAGCAAGCUUCAGCCAACAUCCCUGCUCCAAUGAAGCAGACAUGACAUCAGUGUAUGGUGGAGCUCACUCUGGUCCUUUUUCUACACAAGGUGUUCAUUAGGGACUAGAAAAUGUUUUCUCCCUUUUUUAUUUUUUUUCUGUAUAUUAUAAGCUUAAGUAUGUUUACACUGUUUUUGAUUAAAUAAACGAUAAUGGUAUUUUUAUACUGCA
Rana temporaria (common frog) is the source of this 798-nucleotide messenger RNA. RefSeq names its product mediator complex subunit 28 (gene MED28). The record is from RefSeq and is a predicted model, not a curated record. The transcript is spliced from 4 exons. Gene Ontology annotation, cellular component: mediator complex. NCBI's taxonomy places the organism in Eukaryota, Metazoa, Chordata, Amphibia, Anura, Ranidae. The coding region runs from base 99 to 632 and encodes 177 amino acids.